Molecule: messenger RNA, 528 nt
Organism: Camelina sativa (false flax)
Lineage: Eukaryota; Viridiplantae; Streptophyta; Magnoliopsida; Brassicales; Brassicaceae
Source: RefSeq, a predicted model, not a curated record
CCAUCUUCUCUCUUUCAUAAAACAAUGGCGUCUAUGGCUGCAACCACCAAUUUAACCAAAUUGUUGCUCUUUCCUUCCUCCCAUGUUUUAGGAAAUGUGAGCUUGAAAUCGCAGAGAGGUAGUAGUAGUACUAAGAAAUGGCCGAAUCAGAACAAGUCAAGAAAUGGUUACAGGUCUCUCCGUGUGGAUGGACUAUUCGGAGGUGGAAACAAAUAUAAUAACAGUGAAGAUGGACAAUCUAAGGCAGGGAUAUUUGGGAAUAUGCAGAAUAUGUAUGAGACUAUGAAGAAAGCUCAAAUUGUUGUUCAAGUGGAAGCUGUGCGUGUCCAAAAGACUGAAUUUGAUAGUUAUUGUGAAGGCGAGCUUGUCAAGGUUACAUUAUUAGAUAACCAUCAACUAAUCUGUACUGAUAUAUCCGAGGCAGCAAUGGAAUUAGGUUCCGAAAAAUUUUCACAACUGCUUGUUACAAAAGCAUACAAGGACGCACAUGUCAAGAGUGUUGUGAUUUCUACCAUUGGAGAUAAUUAA